Molecule: messenger RNA, 1709 nt
Organism: Podospora pseudopauciseta
Lineage: Eukaryota; Fungi; Ascomycota; Sordariomycetes; Sordariales; Podosporaceae
Gene: vps26
Product: Vacuolar protein sorting-associated protein 26
Exons: 5
Coding region: 502-1482 (326 amino acids)
Biological process (GO): retrograde transport, endosome to Golgi; intracellular protein transport
Cellular component (GO): retromer complex; endosome
Source: RefSeq, a predicted model, not a curated record
CUUAUAUACUUAAUACCGGUUAUUUAACUUGUCGUUUUUUGAUCUUGGACACAUGUUUAAGUAGAGUACCGAUAUCAAUUUGCCAGGAGGACGGCAAAGCCAAGCUCGCAGUCGAUGGACGUCAUUGGCCGACGAAGCCUAGAGUCCCACCCACUAUCUGGAACUCUCCCGUACCGCGCGCAGUGCUUCCUGCCCGCACCGACAGCUCGCAACUCCAGACAUCACAGGAACAACAACGGCGCAACACAGUUCAAGCUACAAUUUAUUCGAACUUGCGGUCUCUCAGCCUUGUAACUCCCUGUGCAAAUAACACAUAACAACGUAUCAAAAACCCCGGGCUCUGCAGUUCCUUCUUCCUCAACAAUUGAGCCGCCGCCAUCAGUGUCCAGCCAUCCCAGCAGUCCAGCUCCAUAUACAUCCGAGUCCACGACGACGCAUCAUAUCAUACAACAGAGACAAACAAUAGGGCAGCAGCUUUAGAGGAACGAAUACAAGCCCAUCAUGUCGUACUUCUUUGCAACUCCCGUCGAUAUCGACAUAGUGCUAGAAGAUGCCGACGAGAGGUCAAUGGUCGAUGUCAAGCUUGAUAAGAACCGACGGGAGAAGGCACCCUUGUACAACGACGGCGAAUCCGUCAAAGGCGCCAUCACAAUACGGCCAAAAGAUGGCAAGCGGCUAGAGCACACAGGCAUCAAGGUCCAGUUCAUAGGCACAAUCGAGAUGUUCUUCGACCGUGGCAACCACUACGAAUUCCUCUCCCUCGUCCAAGAACUCGCCGCCCCAGGCGAACUCCAACACCCACAGACCUUCGACUUCAACUUCAAGAAUGUCGAGAAGCAGUACGAGUCUUACAACGGCAUCAACGUCAAGCUGCGCUACUUUGUCCGCGUCACGGUAUCCCGUCGCAUGGCCGACGUCAUUCGCGAAAAGGACAUUUGGGUCUACAGCUAUCGCAUCCCCCCCGAGAUGAACAGCAGCAUCAAGAUGGACGUUGGUAUCGAGGACUGCCUGCACAUCGAGUUUGAGUACAGCAAGAGCAAGUACCACCUCAAGGAUGUGAUUGUGGGGCGCAUCUACUUCUUGCUUGUGCGCCUAAAGAUUAAACACAUGGAGUUGAGCAUCAUCCGCCGAGAGACGACGGGAGCGGCGCCUAACCAAUAUAACGAGAGUGAGACGCUGGUUCGGUUCGAGAUCAUGGACGGGUCGCCAUCAAGAGGAGAAACGAUACCUAUCAGGCUGUUCCUGGGCGGGUUUGACCUAACACCAACGUUCAGAGAUGUCAACAAGAAGUUCUCCACGAGAUACUACCUCAGUCUCGUCCUUAUUGACGAAGACGCGAGGAGAUAUUUCAAGCAAUCGGAGAUCAUCCUGUAUCGUCAAGCCCCGGAACUCACCAACGGGCCAGAUGGCCUACCAGCCCCAACAGAGGAUAGAAUUACCACUGUGCCGGCGAAAAGGAAGGAAGGGGCCAGUUCGGAUUGACAGAGGGCUUUUUUUUUGACAGCGAGGAGAUUCUUGUUUCUUUUAGCGAAUUUGGCUGUACAAAGCUUAUGUUUGAUAAUUUUCUCCAGCAUUGGGCAGGGCGUUUUUUUGGGUUUAAAAUAAUGGUGUUGUCUUGUCUUCAAUGUCAGCCAAGGAUUUCCUCCCGAGUAGUUGUUCGCUUAUGGUCACCGAGUGUACACAAGCAGAAGCGCAAAAUGGGGAUAGCC